GUAAAACCCACUUCAUUCUGACACUCGGACUGCAAAGACGUGACAUAGACAAAUCAUGGCUCAAGUCAAUCGUGCGGAAGACAAAUCGAAUCAAAAAGACAGCAGCGGGGACAGCGACGAUGGUGAGAGGUCGGCGAAGGAUCACAACAGCUAUUUCACCUGUCUGGUGUGCAUGCGCACGGCCCACAUUCCCAGGGUGAGCUUCUGUGGCCACCACUUCUGCGCCAAGUGCAUCCGCGACUGGAUGAACACCCAGGGUGCCCGGGCCAAGUGCCCCUAUUGCCAAUCCCGGGUCGGCGAGAACACGCUCAUCACCGUGCGUCACUCGAAGACACUGGACCGCUCGCUUUCUUGCCGGUCCAUCCAUGAGCAUCGUCGCCGGAUGGUCAUGAGCAGCGAAUACGUCAGGGAGUUGGCCAUUCUGCCCGAGGCGAGCAUGUUCAUGCGAGGCUACAUCGAAUAUCCGCCGGAGGCAAUGCCAAGGAUCAGGCCCCUGCCGCCCCAGAUGCUGCGCCAGCUGUCCUGUCAUCCCACCCGGCGCAAGUACUUGGACCCCAUGCUCUUCCAGCGCGCGCUAACCUACAUCAUCAUGCUGUUCCUAUUCGUCAUGUACCAGAAUGGCAUUUAGCUGGCUGCUGAACUUUACGCGUUUUCCAAAUUCCAAACCCAUUGAAGCGAAUUUCGUAUUUUUCUAUUCUGUUACACGUUGAAUGCUUUUUUAAAGCCGCCCGCUCCACAUUAGUGGUUAGUUCGAUUUUGCUACGGUGGCACAGUGUACCAGAUACGCUCAGACUGUUAAAAAUUAUAUGAA
Drosophila subpulchrella is the source of this 811-nucleotide messenger RNA. RefSeq lists its product as uncharacterized. Gene Ontology annotation, biological process: ubiquitin-dependent protein catabolic process. The transcript has a single exon. Gene Ontology annotation, cellular component: endoplasmic reticulum. Gene Ontology annotation, molecular function: ubiquitin protein ligase activity; ubiquitin-like protein conjugating enzyme binding. Bases 56 to 628 code for a protein of 190 amino acids. The record is from RefSeq and is a predicted model, not a curated record. Lineage: Eukaryota; Metazoa; Arthropoda; Insecta; Diptera; Drosophilidae.